AUGAGCCAUUCUGAAGCAAGACGGAUUCAGGCGGGUUCAGAAGAAGUAUGGACAAAUCUCCGCGAAGGACUCGAUGUGGCAUACCGCCGAGAAUUUAUGUCUCCCAAAACAUAUAUGACUCUGUAUACGAGCGUAUAUGAUUAUUGCACCUCUAUCACGUUGUCCACCAAUCGAAGAGAUGGAGAUGAGAGAGUUUCUGGCGCAGAUAUGGUCAACCCACAAAGGAUUACUGGUGCCGAUUUCGUCGGGCACGAAAUGUAUCAAAAAGUCGAAGAAUACGUCAGUGCAUACGUCACAGCCGUCCGUGAAAAGGGAGCUGAACUUUCUGGAGAGGACCUUCUCAAAUUUUACACAACUGAAUGGGAGAACUUCCGUAUCUCAUCAAAAGUCAUGGAUGGUAUAUUCGCAUAUUUGAAUCGUCACUGGAUUAAGCGAGAGCUCGAUGAAGGACACGAGAACAUUUUCAUGGUCUACACACUUGCCUUGGUCGUGUGGAAACGAAAUGUGUUCAACGAGUUGAGAGAAAAGGUCAUCGACGCUAUGCUCGAACUUAUUCGAUCUGAGAGAACUGGUUCCACAAUUAACAAUCGAUACAUUUCGGGAGUAGUUGAGUGUCUCGUUGAACUCGGAGUAGAUGAUACCGAUUCUGGAGAAGCUAAGAAAGACGCCGAAGCUAAAAAACUGAGUGUGUAUAAAGAAUGCUUCGAGAAUAAGUUCCUCGCGGCGACACGAGAAUUUUAUGCACAAGAAGCAUCAAACUUUCUGGGUAACGGCGGUAACGUCACCGACUACAUGAUAAAAGUUGAAACCCGGCUUCAACAAGAAGAUGAUCGAUGUCUCCUAUAUCUUAAUUCUUCCACCAAAACACCGUUGGCUAAUUGCUGCGAAUCUGUUCUUAUUGCUAAUCAGCUCGAGUUCUUCCAAAGCCAUUUUGGAAAUCUUCUUGUGGACAAAAGAGACGAUGAUCUGUCCAGAAUGUUCAAAUUAUGCGACAGAGUUCAAAAUGGACUUGAUCAGCUGAGACUUUCACUCGAACGUCAUAUCACCAAAGAAGGGUUUGAAGCAUUAGAACGUGUUGCACAAGAGGCCAGCAAUGAUGCGAAAUUAUAUGUCAAGACCCUCCUUGAAGUUCACCAAAGAUAUCAAAUGCUUGUCAAUCGGUCUUUCAAAAAUGAGCCAGGGUUCAUGCAAUCCCUCGACAAAGCCGCCACUUCAUUCAUCAAUGCCAAUGCUGUUACCAAAAGGGCUCCCCCGGCUGCUCAACUGACCAAGUCUGCUGAACUCCUCGCCAGAUAUUGUGAUCAGCUUCUCAGAAAAAGCUCUAAAAUGCCAGACGAAAAUGAACUUGAAGAUCUGCAGACUAAAAUUAUGAUCGUGUUCAAGUAUAUUGAUGAUAAGGACGUUUUCUCGAAGUUUUACACAAAAAUGUUCAGUAAACGAUUAAUUAGUGAUCUGUCAGCUAGUGAUGAAGCAGAAGCCAACUUCAUAUCAAAAUUGAAGAGCAUGUGUGGCUAUGAAUAUACAGCUCGUCUUUCAAAAAUGGUUAAUGAUACACAAGUCAGUAAAGAUCUUACUUCCGACUUCAAAGAGAAGAAAGCUCAUCUGCUUGGAGAGAAGGCCAUUGAGUUCAACGUUCUCGUCCUCAGUUCAGGAUCGUGGCCAACUUUUCCUAACAGCACUCUGACACUUCCACAGCAACUUUCGAGCACAAUCGAAGUUUUUGGUCAAUAUUAUCAUGAAAAAUUCAAUGGCCGCCGAUUGACUUGGGUAUACUCGCAAUGUCGAGGAGAAAUCACUUCGUCUGCUUUCUCAAAGAAAUACGUAUUCACUGUAACAACCGCUCAAAUGUGUACCUUGCUGUUGUUCAAUGAGCAACGCAGCUACAACAUGGAACAGAUUUCUGCAGCUACGGGAAUGGAUGCGAAAACGUCUUCAAUGAUAGUUGGAUCUCUAAUUAAGAACCAAGUUUUGAAAGCUGAUGUCCCUCUUCAAGGUGAUGAUAUUCCAAUGAAUGCGACCGUUACCCUCAGCGAUUCAUACUCUAACAAGAAAGUCCGUGUAGAUUUGUCGAAGUUAAGCAUGAAGCAAGAUGCCGUUCGUGACACUGAAAGCGUGCAGAAAAACGUCGAUGAAGACAGAAAGAGUGUUAUCAGCGCUUGCAUUGUAAGAAUCAUGAAGACACGAAAACGAGUUCCGCAUCAGCAGUUAAUUUCUGAGGUAAUCGUUCAAUUGCAAGGAAGAUUCAAGCCGAAGGUCGACAUGAUUAAAAGGUGCAUAGGAUCACUCAUCGAGAAAGAGUACAUGCUUCGGGUAGAAAACCAAAAGGAUCUCUACGAUUACAUCGCCUAA
Messenger RNA from Caenorhabditis remanei, 2349 nucleotides. RefSeq lists its product as uncharacterized. NCBI's taxonomy places the organism in Eukaryota, Metazoa, Nematoda, Chromadorea, Rhabditida, Rhabditidae. Gene Ontology annotation, biological process: protein ubiquitination; SCF-dependent proteasomal ubiquitin-dependent protein catabolic process. Gene Ontology annotation, molecular function: ubiquitin protein ligase binding. The record is from RefSeq and is a predicted model, not a curated record. Bases 1 to 2349 code for a protein of 782 amino acids. Gene Ontology annotation, cellular component: SCF ubiquitin ligase complex. The transcript has 6 exons.